Molecule: messenger RNA, 2265 nt
Organism: Colletotrichum navitas
Lineage: Eukaryota; Fungi; Ascomycota; Sordariomycetes; Glomerellales; Glomerellaceae
Product: calcium/proton exchanger
Exons: 2
Coding region: 116-1852 (578 amino acids)
Biological process (GO): calcium ion transmembrane transport; intracellular calcium ion homeostasis
Cellular component (GO): membrane
Molecular function (GO): calcium:proton antiporter activity
Source: RefSeq, a predicted model, not a curated record
UCCCAUCUCACUGAAAGAGCCAUUCCCACUCAUAAUACUACACUUUUCGUUCGCCAAUUAGCGCUCUUUUUCCUACCAUCUCACAGCGUCAAAACGCUGCCAACACUUGCUGACCAUGCCAUCUCUCGUCGGUUCAGUCAACCACUUCGAUAUCAAGCGCAAAGCGCACGGCCUAAGCCGCCGGAGCCAGGAGCAGACAUGGAACCCCUUUCGUCAUGUAUCGUGGGAUAAUCAUCCCAGCAAGCGGUCCACUUGGGACGGCGCCAACCUCGAGGCCCAGCGCGAAGCCCUUGCCGAAGACAUGGAAACCGACGACGCGAUACAUCACGUUCAGAGCGAACCGGCCGCCAGGGAUUCCGACAUCGCACGCACCAGCUUGAGGAAAGAGACGAGGUCGGGCUCGGGCAGUGGAAGCGGUGAUACCGCGUACGAGAACAAGCCCGAAGAUGGCGGCGUCCUGAGGAAUCGCAAGUCUGAAGCUGCACAGGAUGAAGGGGUCUCGCCAGAGGAGGAGAUGGAAAAGCCCAAAAAGCAGAAGUCGGGCUUGAUCAAACACGUCGAACCCAAAGCGCCCUUUACGGUCGCCAAUCAACUGCAACGCACGCUGCUCAGUUCCUACAUCAACGUUUUGAUACUGGCCGCCCCCGUCGGUAUCGCCAUCAGCUACGUCGGUUCCGUCAACAAGAUCGCCGUCUUCGUCGUCAACUUCAUCGCCAUCAUCCCCCUGGCAGCCAUGCUGGGCUUCGCUACCGAAGAGAUCGCACUGAGAACCGGAGAGACUUUGGGAGGUCUCCUCAACGCAACCUUCGGCAACGCCGUCGAGCUCAUCGUCGCCAUUCUCGCCUUGGUCGAGGGCAAGGUCUUGAUCGUGCAGACCUCGCUCAUUGGCUCCAUUCUCUCCAACCUGUUGCUCGUCAUGGGCUUCUGCUUCUUCUUUGGCGGUCUCAACCGACCCGAACAAUACUUCAACACGACCGUUGCCCAGACCGCCGCCUCCCUCCUCUUCAUCGCUGUCGCCUCCGUCAUUGUCCCUACCGUCUUCGACAAGAAUGACCACACUGACAAUCCCACCCACGUUGCCGCUCUUUCGCGAGGCACCGCCGUCAUUCUCCUCAUCAUUUACGCUUCCUAUCUCUUCUUCCAGCUCAAGACGCACAACGCCGUCUUCAACGAGGAGUCUCAAAAGGUCGCCGCCAAACCCUGGAGUCGCGGUGGCCUGAAGGAGGGCGCGCUUGCCCGUGGAUUGGCUGGCACUGGUGCACGCAUGGCACACACUGGUGUCCGCAAUGAUGGCGAGGAUGACCGUCGGGAGCUCAGCCGGAUCAUGAUGCAGCGUCACGACGAGGAGGACGACGAGGACGAGGGGCCACAAUUGCACUUCUUCGUGGCCGUCGGUACCCUCACCCUUGCUACUGUCUUGAUUGCAUUUUGCGCCGAGGCCAUGGUUAGCUCCAUCGACUACGUUACCAAGCAGGGUGGCAUCAGCGAGGAAUUCGUCGGUCUCAUUCUUUUGCCCAUCGUCGGUAACGCCGCCGAGCACGCCACGGCUGUUACGGUGGCCAUUAAGGACAAGAUGGAUCUUGCUAUUGGUGUUGCCGUCGGCUCCAGUAUGCAGGUUGCCCUGUUCCUGAUCCCAUUGUUGGUGAUUGUUGGAUGGGGCAUGGGCAACGACGAGAUGACGCUCAGUUUCGAUCAGUUCCAGGUUGCGGUGCUGUUUGUCGCCGUCUUGUUGGUCAACUACCUGAUUAGCGAUGGCAAGAGUCAUUGGCUCGAGGGGCUGCAGCUCAUUUGCCUGUAUGCCAUUAUUGCUACGUGCUCUUGGUGGUACCCUGCUAGCGGCGUUGCUGGCUAAGACGGUAGCUUCAUGCCAUGGCUUUGAUUUAAUGUUCCAUUUCCGGGUCAAGAAACCCGUUCGAUCUAGCGUUUGUGCGAUAACUUUUCUAUUCCCAUAAUGUUUUGUAUUACGAAGGAACCUUUUUCCUUCUGUGUAUAUAUAACAAACAUACAUGAUCUUCCAGAAUCGGGGCACUGUACACUGGAACCGACUCUUUUUGGAGGGGGGAGGAGGGGGGGCGACUCUGUGAGAUAUCGGACAGGGUUUAUGAGCAGAGACGAUGCGAGCCAGAGAAUGAAUAGCUGGUAUACCUGCUCAGGCAUGCCGUUAAGUCGUCAUGUCUGAUUGAAUGAAUAUUAAAAAAAAAACGAUACUCAAACUGAAGCUUCUACUAUCGUCUCUAAACUGACAUUUCCCCACUUCCCACACGU